AGGCUGGUUGAAGGAGUUGCCUAUGAAAGCUACUUCAUCUGCAAGAAAACAGGCGUCUGCACCAGUGACUGGGCCAGUGCUCUAAAAUGAGUCUCUCUGGGGAGAGAGAGGAGGGGGGCCCUGCCUCUGAAAUGCAUCUCUCUGGGAAGAGAGAGGAGGGGAGUCCUGCCUCUAAAAUGAGUCUCUCUGUGGAGAGAGAGGAGGGGGGCCCUGCCUCUAAAAUGAGACACUCUGAGGAGAGAGAGGAGGGGGGCCCUGCCUCUAAAAUGAGUCUCCCUGAGGAGAGAGAGGAGGGGGGCCCUGCCUCUAAAAUGAGUCUCUCUGGGGAACAUGACAUCAAACCUAAGAGUCCAAUCAAGCAGGAGAGACCAGCCUCCCCUGUUCCCAGCUGUGUGUCCAUGAAGAGUGACCAGUCUAUGGUUCAACCUAUACAGUUUAGAGAGGGAGACUUUUCUACUGAACAAAGAAACCAACAGGAGAGAUCAGAGUCAGAGAUUCUCAGUGUUCAGUCUUCCCAGAGUCAUCAAACAGACCUGGCCUCCAUAUUCAGUUUGCUUGAGGAGAAAAUUAUGACAUUUGUGAAGAACGAGCUGAAGAUGUUCAAGAAGAUUCUUAGUCCAGAACUCCCACAAGGCUUUGAGAGUCAGAAGCAGGAUAAGGAAGUGGAGGAUGCUGAAGAUGAGAAGCAGGAGAGCAGUGCCAGAGAGGGGGCUCUGAAGAUCACACUGCACAUCCUGAGGAAAAUGAACCAGAAGGAGCUUGCUGACACACUGGAGAAAUAUGAGCUUGCUGUGAUUUGCCAACGUGAACUCAAAUCUAAUCUAAAGAAGAAGUUUCAAUGUGUAUUUGAGGGGAUCGCUAAACAAGGAAACCCAACACUUCUCAACAAGAUCUACACAGAGCUCUACAUCACAGAGGGUGGAACAGGAGAGGUCAAUAAUGAACAUGAGCUGAGACAGAUUGAGACAACGACCAGGAAACAAGCAAGACCAGAGACUGCAAUCAAAUGUAACGACAUCUUCAAACCCUUAACUGGACAAGACAAACCUAUCAGAACUGUGCUGACAAAGGGAGUCGCUGGCAUUGGAAAAACAGUCUCUGUGCAGAAGUUCAUUCUGGACUGGGCUGAAGGAAAAGCAAAUCAGGAUGUCCAAUUUGUAUUUUCAUUCCCUUUUCGGGAGCUGAAUUUGAUGAAAGAGGACAAACACACUUUCAUUGAACUUCUUAAUCACUUCUCAAUGGAAACCAAACAAUCAGGAAUCUCCAUCUACAACAAGUACAAAGUUCUGUUCAUCUUUGAUGGUCUGGAUGAGUGCCGACUGCCCCUAGACUUCCAGAAGAACAAGAUCUGUUGGGACGUCACAGAGUCAACCUCAGUGGAUGUUCUGCUGACAAAUCUCAUCAAGGGAAAUCUGCUUCCGUCUGCUCUCCUCUGGAUAACUACUCGACCUGCAGCAGCCAAUAAGAUCCCUUCAGGGUGUGUUGACCAGGUGACAGAGGUACGAGGGUUCAAUGACCCACAGAAGGAGGAGUACUUCAGGAAGAGAUUCAGUGAUGAGGACCUGGCCAGCAGAAUUAUCUCACACAUAAAGACAUCCAGGAGCCUCCACAUCAUGUGCCACAUUCCAGUCUUCUGUUGGAUAUCUGCAACAGUUCUUGAGCACAUGCUGAAACAUAAGAGAGAAGAGAUGCCCAAGACUCUGACUGAGAUGUACACACACCUUGUGGUGUUUCAUACCAAACAGAAGAAUGAAAAGUAUUUUGGGAAAGAAGACACAGGUUCACACUGGAAUAAAGAGAGCAUUCUGUCACUGGGAAAACUGGCUUUUCAACAGCUUGUGAAUGGCAAUCUGAUUUUCUAUGAAGAAGACCUGAAAGAGGCUGGCAUUGAUGUCAAUGAAGCCUCAGUGUACUCAGGAUUGUGCACACAGCUCUUUAAAGAGGAACGUGGGCUGUACCAGGACAAGGUGUACUGCUUUGUUCAUCUGAGCAUUCAGGAGUUUCUGGCUGCUGUAUAUGUGUUCCUCUCAUUCAUCAACAACAAUCAGAAUCUAAUGGACAAACUGCAAUCAACGUCCAGGAACUUUUCUGUGAGGAUCAAACAAAGGCGUAAAGUUACUUUCUACAAGAGUGCUGUGGAUAAAGCCUUACAAAGUGAGACGGGAAACCUGGACCUUUUCCUCCGCUUCCUUCUGGGCCUCUCACUGGAGUCCAAUCAGAAGCACUUACGAGGUCUACUGACAAAGACAAGAAGCAGCUCACAGAGCCAUGAAGAAACAGUCGAGUACAUCAAGGAGAAGAUCAGGAAGAAUCUCUCUCCAGAGAGGAGCAUCAAUCUGUUCCACUGUCUGAAUGAACUGAAUGACCAUUCUCUAGUGGAGGAGAUCGAAAGAUACCUGAGAUCAGGAAGUCUCUCAGAACCCAACCUGUCACCUGCACAGUGGUCAGCUCUGGUCUUUGUGUUGCUGACUUCAGAAAAGGAGCUGGAUGUGUUUGACCUGAAGAAAUACUCCAGAUCAGAGGAAGGUCUUCUGAGGCUGCUGCCAGUGGUCAAAGCCUCCAGAGCUGCUCUGCUGUCAGGCUGUCUGGUCACAGAGGAAGGCUGUGCUUCUCUGGUCUCAGCUCUGAGGUCAAACCCCUCACACCUGAGAGAGUUGGAUCUGAGUAACAACGACCUGAAGGAUUCAGGAGUGAAGCUGCUCUCUGCUGGACUGGGGAAUCCCCACUGUAAACUGGAGACUCUGAGGCUGUCAGGCUGUCUAGUCACAGAGGAAGGCUGUGCUUCUCUGAUCUCAGCUCUGAGGUCAAACCCCUCACACCUGAGAGAGCUGGACCUGAGCUACAAUCACCCAGGAGACUCAGGAGUCAGACUGCUCUCUGCUGGACUGGAGGAUCCACACUGCAGACUGGAGAAACUCAAUGUGGAACAUGGUGGAGAGAACAGGAUGAAACCUGGACUUAGAAAAUAUGUCUGUGAUCUCACACUGGACCUAAACACAGUAAACAGACACCUCUCUCUGUCUGAGGAGAACAGAAAGGUGACAUGGAGGACAGAGGAGCAGCCGUAUCCUGAUCACCCGGAGAGAUUUGAGGACUGUAGACAGGUGCUGUGUAGAGAGGGUCUGACUGGGCGCUGUUAUUGGGAGGUAGAGUGGAGUGGGAAGGGGGCUGAUAUAGGAGUGACAUAUAAAGGAAUCAACAGGAGAGGAAGGGGUGAUGACUGUUGUCUUGGAUACAAUGACAAGUCCUGGAGUCUGUUCUGCUCAGACAGUUACAGAGCCAGGCACAAUAAUAAACUCACUACCAUAGAGGUCCCCCCCUCCAGCCCUCACAGAGUAGGAGUGUAUCUGGACUGGCCAGCCGGCACUCUGUCCUUCUAUAGAGCCUCCUCUGACACACUGACCCACCUGAUCACAUUCACCUCCACAUUCACUGAGCCCCUCUAUCCAGGGUUUUGGGUUUGGGAUGAUGGUGAAUCAGUGUUCCUCUGUCAGUGACACACUGGACACAACAACUAAAGCUCUAAAGUAACUUUUUAUUGACAGAUGCCUCAUUUAAAUGUUCUGGAUGUUGAUGAAAGGAAAUCCCAUAAAGCCUACUGGACAGGACUUUAUUAUAGCAUCUUCUGAUUGGGUGUCUCAGGUCAGGACUUUGUUAUGACAUCUUCUGAUUGGGUGUCUCAGGUCAGGACUUUGUUAUGACAUCUUCUGAUUGGGUGUCUCAGAUCAGGACUUUGUUAUGACAUCUUCUGAUUGGGUGUCUCAGGUCAGGACUUUGUUAUGACAUCUUCUGAUUGGGUGUCUCAGGUCAGGACUUUGUUAUGGCAUCUUCUGAUUGGGUGUCUCAGGUCAGGACUUUGUUAUGACAUCUUCUGAUUGGGUGUCUCAGGUCAGGUCUGAGACAUGAUCAGAAUGUGUCUGUCUAUUUCCAGCCCUGCCAUUUCUACCUGUCCUGAUCUAGUGUUUGACCCCUGACCUCCUCACACCGUCUCACUGUCCAUGUCUGCUUUUAGCUCCCACCUCUACUUCACUGUGUUAUAAUGGACCUUAUGCUUGUUAUGUCACCUCUGUAACCAGGUAUCAAACAUACUGACCUUUCUGACCCUGUCCCAUGGCCCUACUUCACUGUGUUAUAAUGGACCUUAUGCUUGUUAUGUCACCUCUGUAACCAGGUAUCAAACAUACUGACCUUUCUGACCCUGUCCCAUGGCCCUACUUCACUGUGUUAUAAUGGACCUUAUGCUUGUUAUGUCACCUCUGUAACCAGGUAUCAAACAUACUGACCUUUCUGACCCUGUCCCAUGGCCCUACUUCACUGUGUUAUAAUGGACCUUAUGCUUGUUAUGUCACCUCUGUAACCAGGUAUCAAACAUACUGACCUUUCUGACCCUGUCCCAUGGCCCUACUUCACUGUGUUAUAAUGGACCUUAUGCUUGUUAUGUCACCUCUGUAACCAGGUACCAAACAUACUGACCUUUCUGACCCUGUCCCAUGGCCCUACUUCACUG
Oncorhynchus nerka (sockeye salmon) is the source of this 4507-nucleotide messenger RNA. Its product is annotated as NLR family CARD domain-containing protein 3-like. Gene Ontology annotation, molecular function: protein binding. Lineage: Eukaryota; Metazoa; Chordata; Actinopteri; Salmoniformes; Salmonidae. The record is from RefSeq and is a predicted model, not a curated record. Gene Ontology annotation, biological process: intracellular signal transduction.